AUGGACGCACCAGAGCCGGACCGCGGCCCAGAGAUUCUCCCGAGGCCGCGUGGGAUUAGAGCUGGAAAAAGCGCUGUACGGAAGCGCAAAGCGUACCAACAGUACCAGUUAUCUCUUCAGCCUUUCCGAUACACUUCCUUAGACGACGUGCCCAUCCGCCACCAAGACGGCAGUCAGCGCCCGCUUUACACAAGAGCGGGCUGGAAACCCAUCUUUGAAUCGGACAGCGAACCUGAGGAAGAAUUGGUUGAAGUUGAAGUGGAAGCGGAAGAAACACCGCUCAUUCCCAAGGCGUCGGGGGCAGUGCCGGAAUAUCACAGGAUCCGUGUGCCACCUGCUCCUCCCGCGCCGCCUGUGCGCCGUCAUCUUCGUCCUCAUCGAGUUCAGCAGCGAAAGCACCUUCUCAAGGUCCAGCGGCGAAAGCACCCUUUCGAGGUCCAGAGGCGAAAGCAUCUUCUCCAGUGCCUCCUGUUACAGCUUCAGUUUCUGGACAACGGAUUAAUUACUCCCGCAGCGAAGUCUGCGGCAGUGCCUAAGGUGUCUGUUUCGACUCCGUCGGCUUCUCCACCUGAUCCUAAGAUUACUGCUCCGAAGACUCCUCCCAAGAAUCCGCCGAAGCCUCCAGCUUCGAGACCGAGCCAAGUUGCAGUGAUCCCCAAGGUGCCACCGAAGUCAGCCCUUACAACUGACCCCGUCGUUGACCUUCCGAGGAGCGUCUUGUUGUACUCACCUGACACAUUCAACAGGUGCAACUUCAGAGUCGAAGAUAGCCAGCGGCUUGAGGGCAAGGUUGUCGUGUUUGACUUCCACAACGUGAUCGACAGGUAUUACUGGGCACCUCGCAUUGGUCAGCGGAAGCAGCAGUAUAAGAUCCCUUAUCCGAACGAAGCACCGGAGUUGCUUUCGGACGUUCAGGGUCUUCUUAGGCGUGUCCACAGGGCUGCAGAGGAGGCGGGAGCAUUGGUGGUGAUUUGCUCCCACAUUUCGGAGGGAUCCAGGAGCAUCGAGGAUUGGGCCUUGGACACCCUUCGGAACACCUUCAUACAAUCUGUUGGCCAACGCCAAGCUGAUUUAGUCAUCAUCACAAGAUCCCGCACAGGACACCUCGGAAAGCUUGACAUCUGUCGACGCCUUUUCCAACGGCCAUCGUUGUUGAUAAUAGACGAUAACACCGGGAUCUGUGACGAAUGGAACAGAUCGGCUAACGCUGCUGCGUUUCACAUCCAAUUGCCUCGGCGGGAGCUGCCGUCGGUUGGUCGGUCCUUUUCCUCGAUCUUCGAGGCGGAACCUUCCAUUUUGAAUUGGAUCUCAGGCUGA
Messenger RNA from Symbiodinium sp. CCMP2592, 1317 nucleotides. The record is from the annotation of a GenBank genome assembly. Lineage: Eukaryota; Dinophyceae; Suessiales; Symbiodiniaceae.